This is a messenger RNA of Phymastichus coffea, 526 nucleotides long. RefSeq lists its product as uncharacterized. Lineage: Eukaryota; Metazoa; Arthropoda; Insecta; Hymenoptera; Eulophidae. The transcript is spliced from 2 exons. Bases 1 to 408 code for a protein of 135 amino acids. The record is from RefSeq and is a predicted model, not a curated record.
AUGUUAAAUCCGAAGAAACUAAAAUUUUUAACUGAAAAGUAUGAGAAGGAAAAUAGCAAUUUAAAACUUCAAGAAGAAUUUAUUGCUUUACCAGGACUGAACCCCAUAUCAGGAAAAUUUUACGCGAAACACGAAGCCCUUUCAUCUGAUGAUGACCCACCUGUUGAUUACGUCAAUCUCGUCAAGCGUAGUGCCUCGUCUAUUCCGAAAGAUCACUAUCAAUUUCCGCCGCCUUGUGUUAAUAUGCAAUACGGUUGGUUCAACGAACCCUUGAUUGCUCGUUCCAUGGACAAAAGACUUUACUUUCCUAUCACACAAUGUGAUUUCAUAAAACAAGAGAUUUACAUACGAGAGAUGCAAAAAACGUUGCCUGAAAACAAGUUCGAAGGCGUGCCAUUUCGUCUUUAAAUUUAUUUAUAUAGACAGAUAAUGUAUUUUCAUUCAUCUAAAUUUGUGAAUAAAAUAUAAAAUAUGAUCAUGAAUCAAAUAUAAACUAAUGAAUCAGUUCACUAUUUUCUGAAGAUCU